AUGACACUCAGUGUCUUGGAGUCCAGCACGGUGCCAGUCAAGACCUCUGUAUCACCCACUUUGAAUAUCAGAGCCAUUGAGAGUAUUGACUCAAAAACAGAUACAAGUGCUUUCGCAGUUCCUCCACCCUCCACCCAGUUCACAAAACCCGAGGACACUGUGGAGCGGCACACAAAGAAACCCAAUGGAGCGGCCCCCAGAGGCACCGCGGGACCCAUCGAGGGCCCUCUGGCAGCCACAUCACCUGCUGGUUCUAAAGGUGCAGCCACAGGGAGGACAGGAAGAGCAGAGACCACACCUCUGCAGACCACCGCCAUCCCCUCUUUCAUCACCUGGAUCUCCAUCCCCACCUCAGAAGACCUGAAGCUCCAGCUAUCAGGGGAAACCAUCAGCGCAGCCCCAGAGGCAGCGGCUUCCUCGGCCACGGGUCUUAGAGAACCUAUCACCAGCACAGCUGUGCCCGGGACAAGCCCCUCUCUACUCAACAGAGAACCAGAGGCCACAGCCUUAUUGGUCCCCAGUCCAGGGGCACAGACCAGUUCAGCUGUCCCAACUCUGGCUGCGUCUUCUACUGAGUCAGAUUCAACAGCCUCACAGGUCACCCAACCUGAGAUACAGGCAGGUCACUCCACCUCAACCCCGCCCGUCUCUUCGGGUGCAUCAGGACUGGAGGCCUCUCUGACCACUGGUUCCGAGGCAGUGACCACAGCACCUUUCUCUAGAACCAGCCCUAAUUUUCCCCAGGGUCAACCACACCUCCCUUCCUCAAUGGAUACCAGUACUGGGACAGAAUCCGCUUCUGCCGUUCCAACAAUGACUGCAUCGCCUGACAGACUAGAACUGGUGACCUCACAGCUCCCUAGCUCUGGGACAGACACCAGUUCAACUAGACCAACUCAAACCCCUUCUGAUAAACCAGGGACCACAGCCUCUCUGGCCACCAGCCGCGGCACAGCGAAGAUGCCAGCCACUCCAAAUCCCUCCAUCUCACCGGACGUAUCAGAGGGGGCAACGUCACUGGUCACUAGUUCUGGCAGAGAGACAAGUACUGCUCCUCCAGCUCCCACUGCUUCCCCAGGUCACCCGGAUACCUCAGGGGUCACCCAGGCUGAGACAGAAGCCAGUUCCCUUGUUUCAGCAGAGACGAUUUCCCCUGGAGAACCAGAUACCACAACCUCACGGCUCACUCACCCUGCAGAGGCCAGCACAGCAGUCCCCAGGACCACCCGAAGUUUUUCCCAAGGUGAAUCAGAUACCAUGCCCUCAACAGCCGCCGCGCCUGGAGAAGAAGCCAGUUCUGAUAUCCCAGCCACAGGGGUCCCACCUGAUAUCCCAGAUACGGUGACCUCACUCGCCACUCCUUAUACAUCAGUGACCGUUAGGAAUAUUCCAACCCUGACGGUUCCAGCCGGUGAGCCGGAGACCACAGCCUCAUUGGUCACCCAUGCUGGGCCACCGACAGGUUCACCCGCUCCAGCUCUGACCGUCUCCCCUCGCAUGCCAGGGACAGGGACUGCAUGGGUCACCGGUUCUGGAGCUCAGACAAGUUUGCUUCCAACUCGGACUCUUUCCCCUGACCAACCAGAGACCACAGCCUCGUGGGUCACCCGUCCUGGGUCAGAAGCCAGUUCUGUUGCCCAGACUCUGACGGCUUCACCCAGUAGGAGAGAGACCACAGAGUCAUUGGGCCUCCAUCCUACGGAGACCAGCCCAGCGGUCCCCAGGACAACCGGAAGCUUUUCUCCUAGUGAAUCAGAUACCACACCCUCAACAGCCCUUGUUCCUGGGGAAGAAGCCAGUUCAGCUGUCUCCGCCUCCACUGUGUCACCUCAGGUGCAAGAGGCAGUGACCUCACUGGUCACUAGUUCUCUGACAGUGACCAGUACAAGUCCUCCGAGCCUGGCUCUUUCUUCUUCUCAAUCAGAUACCGCAGCCUCACCGGUCACCCAGACUGGGGAGCAGACCAGUCCAGCCGUUCUAACUAGGACUGUCCCUCCUGGUGGAAAAGGACUGGUGACCUCACUGGUCACUCGUUCUGGGACAGAGACAAUUACAACCACUCCAGCUCUGACCCUUUCCCCAGAUCGACUGGGCACCACAACCUCGCGGGUCCCUCAUCCCGGGGCUGUGGCCGGUUCAGCUGUGCCCACCCCGACGGUUUCCCCUGCUGAGGUCCCUUUGACGGUGUAUUUUACUAUCAACUUCACCAUCACCAACCUGCCCUACACGGAGGACAUGGGGCUUCCAGGCUCUGGGAUAUUCAAUGCCACCGAGAGGACCCUGCAGCACCUGCUCAAGCCCUUGUUCAGGAACAGCAGUCUCGGCUCCUUCUACGCUGACUGCAGGCUGAAAAUGCUCAGAGCCGAAAAGGAUAAGAUGAGCACCAGGAUCGACGCAGUGUGCAGCUACUAUUCAGGUCCCACAGGCCCCCGGCUGGACAGGGAGCAGCUGUACUGGGAGCUGAGCCGGCUGACCCACGGUGUCACCCAGCUGGGCCCCUACUCUCUCGAAAGGAACAGUCUCUGUGUCAAUGGUUAUAGCCAUCAGUACUGGGCUUCAACCAAGAGCACUCCGGCUGCAGGUCUACAACCAGUCAUGGUGACAUUCACCCUGAACCUGACAAUCACCAACCUAUAUUACACCCCAGACAUGGGGCGCCCAGGCUCCUUGAACUUUAACUCCACAGAGAAGGCCCUGACUCGCCUGCUCGAGUCUGUGUUCAGGAACACCAGCAUCGGCGCCAGCUACUCUGGCUGCAGACUGUCUUUGCUCAGGUCCAAGAGUGAGGCGGUGACCACCGUGAAUGCCAUCUGCACCUACUUUCCUGACCCCACGAGUCCUAGUCUGGACCGAAAGCAGCUGUACCAGGAAGUGAGCCAGCUGACCCACGGAAUCACCCGGCUGGGCCCCUACACCCUGGACAGAGACAGCCUCUAUAUCAAUGGUUACAACCAACGGUCCUUGGCCCUUACCACCAGCACUGCAGGUACAAGCUCGUACCUGGUAUCCUUCACCCUCAACUUCACCAUCACCAGCCUGAACUACACAAAGGACAUGGAGCCCCCAGGAUCUGAGAUAUUCAAGACCAUAGAGAGGAUCUUGAAACGCCUGCUCAAGCCCGUGUUCCAGAAUAGCAGUAUUGGGCACCUGUAUUCUGACUGCAAACUGACCUUACUCAGGCCUGAGAAAAACAGAACAGCUACUGGAGUGGACGCAGUCUGCACCUACCGUCCUGACCCCAUGGGCCUCGAGCUGGACAGAAAGAAGCUGUACUGGGAGCUGCGCCACGAGACCCACGAUGUCACCCAGCUGGGCUUCUUCACCCUAGACAGGGACAGUCUCUAUGUCAAUGGUUAUAACCAUCAGGCCUCGGGUCCCUCUCUCAGCACCGCUGUGAGCUCUACUAUGUUCCCAACGACUUCCACGGCGCACGCCCACCUCUCCAGCUCCACAGCUGCAGUGGCGGUCCCUUUCCAGCUGCCAUUCACCCUCAACUUCACCAUCACCAACCUGGAGUACGAGGAGGACAUGCAGAACACGGGCUCCAGAAAGUUCAGCUCCACCGAAAGAAUCCUGCAGUAUCUGCUCAAAACCAUAUUCAAGAACAGCAGUCUGGGAUACCUCUAUUCGGGCUGCCGAUUAUCCACGCUCAGACCUGAGAAGGACGGGGCAGCCACCAGAGUGGACCUGAUCUGCACACACCGCCCCGACCCUAAAGGCCACAUAUUGGACCGAGAAAGACUGUACUGGGAGCUGAGCCAGCUGACCUAUAACAUCACCCGGCUGGGACCUUACACCCUGGACAAGGACAGCCUCUAUGUCAAUGGUUUCACCCAUUGGAGCCCUUCCCUCGUCACCAGCACUCCUAGGAUCUCCACGGUGGACCUGAGAACUUCUGAGUCUCCAUUCUCCUUCCCCAGCCACACAGCCGUGAGCCCUGCCCUGAUGCCCUUCACCCUCAACUUCAUCAUCACCAACCUGCAGUACGUGUCCGACAUGAGGCAUCCAGGAUCUGACAAGUUCAACACCACCGAGGCCAUCCUGCAGCGCAUACUUGGCCCUGUGUUCAAGAACACCAGUAUUGGCCCCCUCUACACUGGCUGCAGGCUGACUUCACUCAGGUCUGAGAGGAACGGGUCAGCCACCAGAGUGGACAUCAUCUGCACCCAUCGCUCUGAGCCCACCGGCACGGGGCUGGACCGAGAGCUGCUCUACUGGGAGCUGAGCCGUGAGACUCGUGGCGUCACCCGGCUGGGCUUCUUCACCCUGGACAAGGACAGCCUUUAUGUCAACGGUUACACGCACUGGGCCCUGACUCCUGUCCCCACGACUGAUAUGGCCUCUGUCAUCUCCCCGGUGACUUCUGCACUCCCGGCCCCAAUCUCCACAGCCACCCCUACAGCGGCUGGCUCUAUGCUGGUGCCGCUCACCAUCAACUUCACCAUCGUUGAUCUGAUGUACGAGGAGGAGAUGCGUCAACCCGGAUCCUGGAAGUUCAACAUCACCGAGAGAGUGCUCCAGAAGCUGCUCAGGCCCUUGUUCAAGAACACCAGUAUCGGCCCUCUGUAUUCUGGCUGCAGGCUGACUUUGCUCAGAUCUGAGAAGGGUGGAACGGCCACUGGAGUGGAUGCCGUCUGCACCUACCACCCAGACCCCUCAGGCCUGGGGAUGAACAGAGAGCGGCUGUACUGGGAGCUGAGCCAGCUGACCCACGGCAUCACCCAGCUGGGCCCCUACACCCUGGACAGGAACAGUCUCUAUGUCAAUGGUUACACCCACCAGAUCAUGGCCACCACCACCAGGACUGCCAGCCUUACCCUGCAGCACUUCACCGUCAACUUCACCAUCCUCAACCUGCCCUACAUGGAGGACAUGCAGCCCGGCUCUGUGAGGUUCCAGUCCACAGAGACAACUCUGCAACACCUGCUCAAGUCCUUGUUCACCAACUGCAGCAUCGGUUCACUCUACGACGGGUGCACACUGUCCUUACUGAGGCCUGAGAAAGGUGGGACAGCCACUGGAGUGGACGUCAUCUGCACCUAUCAUCCUGACCCUGGGGGCCUCGGGCUGGACAGGGAACAGCUCUACUGGGAGUUGAGCCGCUUGACCCACGGUGUCACCCGGCUUGGCUCCUACAUCCUGGACAGAGACCACCUUUAUGUCAAUGGUUUCACCAGGCCAGUCCUGACCUCCCCGGCCCCUGCAGUCCCUGGCGCUGCUCUAGUGUCAUUCAGCCUUAACUUCACCAUCACCAACCUGCUUUAUGUGGAGGAUAUGCAGCUCCCAGGCUCUGUGAGGUUCAACAAAACCGAGAAGGCUCUGCAGAAGCUGCUCAGGUCCCUCUUCCAGAGCACCAGUGUCGGCCUGCAGUACUCUGGUUGCAGACUGAUCUCUCUCAGGCCAAAGAAUGGCGGCGCCGCCACAAGCGUAGAUGUGCUCUGCACCCACCACCAGAAAUCGGGGGCUCCAGAGCUGGACAGAGAGCAGCUGUACUGGGAGCUGAGCCUGCUCACCAAAGGGGUCACUCAGCUGGGCAGCUACACCCUGGACCGGAACAGUCUCUUCGUCAACGGUUACACCCACCGGACUGCAAUGACCACCACCAGUGUGACRGGACUGGCCCUGGAGUCCAUCACCAUCAACUUCACCAUCACCAACCUGCAGUACAAGGAGGACAUGCAGCCCCCAGGGUCCUUGACYUUCAAGACCACAGAGAAGGCUCUGCAGCUCCAGCUAGGGCCCUUGUUCAAAAACACCAGCGUGGGUCCCUUGUACUCUGACUGCAAAGUGAUUUUGCUCAGACCCAGGAAAGAUGGAUUGGCCACCAGGGUGGACGCAGUCUGUAACUACCGUCCUGACCCCAUGGGCUCCAAGCUGGACAUAAAGCAGCUGUACUGGGAGCUGAGCCAGCUGACCCACGGCAUCACCCAGCUGGGCCCCUACACCCUGGAGAGGAACAGUCUCUAUGUCAAUGGUUAUACCCACCAGGCCACAGCAACGACUCCCAGUGACCUGACUCAAGGGGACCUCUCCUCUCCCUCCACGGAUGCAACCUCAGGACUUCGCCUGCAGUCCUUCACCCUCAAYUUCACCAUCACCAACCUGCGCUACGAGGAGGAAAUGCAGCCCCCAGGGUCUUGGAUUUUCAACAGCACAGAGAAGACUCUGCAGCAGCUGCUCAAGUCCUUGUUCACCAACUGCAGCAUCGGUUCACUCUACGACGGGUGCACACUGUCCUUACUGAGGCCUGAGAAAGGUGGGACAGCCACUGGAGUGGACGUCAUCUGCACCUAUCAUCCUGACCCUGGGGGCCUCGGGCUGGACAGGGAACAGCUCUACUGGGAGUUGAGCCGCUUGACCCACGGUGUCACCCGGCUUGGCUCCUACAUCCUGGACAGAGACCACCUUUAUGUCAAUGGUUUCACCAGGCCAGUCCUGACCUCCCCGGCCCCUGCAGUCCCUGGCGCUGCUCUAGUGUCAUUCAGCCUUAACUUCACCAUCACCAACCUGCUUUAUGUGGAGGAUAUGCAGCUCCCAGGCUCUGUGAGGUUCAACAAAACCGAGAAGGCUCUGCAGAAGCUGCUCAGGUCCCUCUUCCAGAGCACCAGUGUCGGCCUGCAGUACUCUGGUUGCAGACUGAUCUCUCUCAGGCCAAAGAAUGGCGGCGCCGCCACAAGCGUAGAUGUGCUCUGCACCCACCACCAGAAAUCGGGGGCUCCAGAGCUGGACAGAGAGCAGCUGUACUGGGAGCUGAGCCUGCUCACCAAAGGGGUCACUCAGCUGGGCAACUACACCCUGGACCAGAACAGUCUCUUCGUCAACGGUUACACCCACCGGACUGUGAUGACCACCACCAGUGCCUCAGGACCUCCCAUGGAUUCCUUCACCCUCAACUUCACCAUCACCAACCUGCGCYACGAGGACGACAUGCAGCCCCCAGGGUCCUUGACCUUCAACACCACUCAGAAGGUCCUGCAGCACCUGCUYGGACCCUUGUUCAGGAACACCAGUGUGGGUCCCCUGUUCUCUGGCUGCAGACUGACUUUGCUCAGAUCUGAGAAGGAUGGGUCAGCCACCAGGGUGGACGCUGUCUGCACCUACCAUCCUGACCCCGUGGGCCCCAAGCUGGACAGAGAGAAGCUACCCUUGUUCAAGAACACCAGUGUGGGUCCCCUGUACUCUGGCUGCAGACUGACUUUGCUCAGGUCUGAGAAGGAUGGGUCAGCCACCAGGGUGGACGCUGUCUGCACCUACCAUCCUGACCCCGUGGGGCCCAAGCUGGACAGAGAGGAGCUGUACUGGGAGCUGAGCCCACUGACCCACAACAUCACCCAGCUGGGCCCCUACACCCUGGACCAGAACAGUCUCUAUGUCAAUGGUUACUCCCACCAGGCCACAGCAACUACUGCCACUGGUGAGUCCACAGUGACCCUGUCAUGGUCCCUUGCCCUCCAGAGCACAAGCAGCAGACCCCUGCCCACAUCUCCAGCUGAUGGGUCAGCCACCAGGGUGGACGCUGUCUGCACCUACCAUCCUGACCCCGUGGGCCCCAAGCUGGACAGAGAGAAGCUGUACUGGGAGCUGAGCCCACUGACCCACGGCAUCACCCAGCUGGGCCCCUACGCCCUGGACCAGAACAGUCUCUAUGUCAAUGGUUACACCCAACAGGCCACAGCAACUAUUCCCAGUGGUGAGUCCACAGUGACCCUGUCAUGCUCCCUUGACCUCCAGGGGACCCCUUAUCUCUCCUCUCCCUCCCCUGAUGCAGCCUCAGGACCUCCCCUGGAGUCCUUCACCCUCAACUUCACCAUCACCAACCUGCGCUACGAGGACGACAUGCAGCCCCCAGGGUCCUUGACCUUCAACACCACUCAGAAGRHCCUGCAGCACCUGCUUGGACCCUUGUUCAGGAACACCAGUGUGGGUCCCCUGUACUCUGGCUGCAGACUGACUUUGCUCAAGCCGGAGAAGGAUKGGGCUGCCACCAGAGUGGAUGCUGCUUGUACCCGCCGCCCCAGCCCCACAAGUGUCGGACUGGACAGAAAGCAGUUGUACGAGCAACUGAGCCAGCUCACCCAGGGYGUCUCCCAGCUGGGGCCCUACACCCUGGAUAAGGACAGUCUCUACGUUGAUGGUUAUACCCGCCAGGCCUCGACCACUACCUCCAGCAUCAAUGGCUCCUCCGUGGUAGCGGUCACCCUCAACUUCACCAUCACCAACAUGCGACACACGGAAGAGAUGGAGCACCCGGGGUCCUUGAAGUUCGUCUUCACUGAGAAGAUCCUGCAGCGCCAACUCAAGACCUUGCUCAACAAGACCAGCKCAGGUCCCCUCUACGGCGGCUGCAGGCUGGCCUCGCUCAGGCCUGAGGAUGGCGGAGCCUCCACGGGAGUGGAUAUGAUCUGCACCUUCCACUCUGACCCCGUGGGCGCCAGGCUGGACACGGAGCGGCUGUACUGGGAGCUGAGCCACGAGACCCAGGGUGUCACCCGGCUGGGCUCCUACACUCUGGACAGGAACAGUCUCUACGUCAAUGGUUACACCUUUGGAGCCGCGGCCCUAACCCCCACCACUGGGGAGGUCAGCAGGGAGCCCUUCACCCUGAACUUCACCCUCCGAAACCUGCGCUACUCGUCUGAAAUGCGCCACCCCCGAUCCCUCAAGUUCAACAUCACGGACACCCUCAUGCAGCACCUGCUCAGCCCUUUGUUCCAGAGGAGCAGCCUGGGGGCCCAGUACAGAGGCUGCCAGGUCACAGCCCUAAGGUCUGUGAAGAACGGUGAGCAGACCCAGGUGAAUCUCCUCUGCACCUACCAGCGGCCACCCAGGGGCCCAGGUCUGUCAGCCCAGCAGGUGUUCCACGAGCUGAGAAGGGAGACUCGGGGCAUCACCAGGCUGGGUCCCUACUCUCUGGACAAGGACAGCCUCUACCUCAACGGUUACAAUGAGCGUGGUCCGGAUGAGCCUCCUCCAAAAGCGAAGCCGUCCACUCCUCUACCAACAGAAGUGCCCACCAGAAGUUCCGGCUCCCAGAACUUCCAGCUCAACUUCACCGUCACCAACCUGCUCUACACCCAGGACAUGGCUCAGCCGGGCACGGCCAGACACCAGCGGAACAAAAGAAGCCUGGAGAAUGCGCUCAACCAGCUUUUCCGGAACAGCAGCAUCAAGGGUUACUUUUCUGACUGUCAAGUUUUAGCAUUCAGGUCUGUCCCCCAUAGCAACCACACUGGGGUGGACUCCCUGUGUCACUACUCACCAUUGACCCGGAGAGUGGACAGAAUGGCCAUCUAUGAGGAAUUCCUGCGGCUGACCCAGAAUGGCACCCGGCUGCUGAACUUCACCCUGGACAGGAACAGUGUCCUUGUGGAUGGAUAUUCUCCCAUCAUAAAUGAUGUUAUGACUAGAACUUCUGCCCUUCCCUUCUGGGCCAUCAUCCUCAUCUGCCUGGCGGGACUCCUGGGACUCAUCGCGUGCCUGAUCUGCUGUUACCUGGUAACCAUGCGCCGGCGGAAGAAGGAGGGGAAUUAUGAGGUGCAUCACCGACCCCUGGGCUACUACGUGCCACACCUGGACCAGAGGAAGCUGCAGUGA
This is a messenger RNA of Urocitellus parryii (Arctic ground squirrel), 9594 nucleotides long. The record is from RefSeq and is a predicted model, not a curated record. Lineage: Eukaryota; Metazoa; Chordata; Mammalia; Rodentia; Sciuridae.